Diospyros lotus (date-plum) is the source of this 5806-nucleotide messenger RNA. Its product is annotated as disease resistance protein At4g27190-like. The transcript is spliced from 6 exons. Gene Ontology annotation, molecular function: ADP binding. Bases 1681 to 5652 code for a protein of 1323 amino acids. The record is from RefSeq and is a predicted model, not a curated record. NCBI's taxonomy places the organism in Eukaryota, Viridiplantae, Streptophyta, Magnoliopsida, Ericales, Ebenaceae.
UUUUACGUAAUGCUAUUCAUCUCCACUGGAGUGAAUAGCAGCGACAUGGAAAGUGAUUGUCUGCAUAGUUGGCAGACAAUUCACUUUCUCUCUCUUCUACUAUGCCUUCCACUCUCUCUCUCUCCCCCCUCCCCACCCCCAGCAGUGAGCAAGGAUCGCUCCACCGCCGUCGCCGUCAGCCCCGCCACCGCUGCUCGCACCGCCGUCGCCCAAGGAUGGCGCCACCGUCGUCUCCCGCAGUCUCCCCAGCCAACGCCGCGAGCACCGCCCGCCGUCGCCCCCCUCGCUCGCAUCGCCGUCGUCCCUCCCUCCGCCGCUCGCACAGCCGUCUCCCCCACCACAGGCCACAGACCACAAGGUCGCCCCCCCACCCCGUUGUCGUCCCCACCACUGGCCACAGAAACCACACGGCCAUGGACAAAUCUUGUAUUUGCAGUGAGUUGAUGUGGGUAUUUGCAAUGGGUGAUCUUUAUGUUUCUUUCUUUCUUUGGAGGUUUUAUCUUGUAUUUGCAGUGAGUUGAUGUGGGUAUUUCUUCAUUUUAACUACAGUUAAAAGCCCCCAUCUCCGUGUAACGAAAUUCAAUAAUCCCAAAUCAUCCCAAUUUGUUUCAUGUUAAUCUGCUCCCCUGGAUCAAAUUACGGUAUUCAUGAAUUUUUUAGACUAAAUUUGUGGGAUAACUUAGUUUUUAAAGAUCUUUGAUGAAGAUCACCUGAUAGGGUGUUAUUCCUUUUUAAAUCAAUUUUGGAGAAAAAUUCAAAGUUUUACCAGGGGCUAGGCUAAAUAAUCCAUAAAUCAGAAUCUAAUUCGGAGGAAAUAAAUGGCCAUGCACACUGCAUAUCUUAAAGAGAGAGUGGAAGGGAGAGAGAGAGAGAAUGGGUAAGCUUGGGGGGCUGUGGGGGAGAGAGAGAGAGAGGGGGUAAGUUCGGGCGGCUGGGGGGAGAGAGGGAGAGUGGAAGGCAUAGUGGAAGAGAGAGAGUGAAUUGUCUGCCAACUAUGCAGACAAUGGCAGACAAUUCACUUUCCAUGUCACUGCUGUUCAUCUCCAGUGGAGAUGAAUAGGAUUACUCUUUCUUUUUUGUCUUUGCACAUCCAAAGUUAGCUCUGUCAAGCGUUGCUUUCCAAUUCCGCAGAUUGUCGCUUUAACGCGGAAGGAAGCAUCUUUACUAUUGCCAAACAGCAUCUCUUUCCUCUGGAAUGGAGCUUCGUCGUCUCCCCUGCAUGCUGUGGUGGAUCUGAGAUCCAAAAGCUUUGGUUGAAGAUUAGCUGCUUCCUCUCAUUUCAGACGAGGUAUAUAUUCAUCUGUUCCUUAAUUCUCUCUCUCUCUCUCUCUCUCUCUCUCUCUGCAUAUAUAUUUUGAUGAUUAACUUGCUGAGUAGCAACACCAUGGGUUAACAGUUUGUUCAUCUGUCUCUGUAAUCGGAUUCGGAGGAGACACAAAAGCAAGAACGGGUGAGUUUCUCUUUCUCUCUCUUUCUUUUUUGUUUCUUUCAUUGGCAGUUGAAUCAAGAAAUGAAUUCGAAUGGAACCAACCUAAAUAGAAUAAAGAAAGAAAGAAAGAAGAAUAUUGUUUGGAUUUUCUUCUUCUUCUUAAUCUCCACACACACACACACACACACAUAUAGCUACCUCUUUGAAAUCUCAUUUCACAGGACGGGAGGAAUUUGAUUUUGACAAACAUCAUGGAUGCAUGUGUGGGGAAGAUUCUCAGUUUUCUCGCAGAACCCGUGAUUAGGCAUGUGUGGGCUUAUGUCAUUCAAUACAAGAACGAGGUCCAGCUACUCGAACAAGAAAAUAAGAGGCUCUGUGAAAAAAAGGAGAGAAUCCGGGGAAUGGUGGAAACAGCCAAAAACAAUGGGAAACCCGUUGAACCUGAGGUCUCCAGUUGGCUAAAGGACGCAGAAGGCAUGGAACGAGACAUCGCCAACUUCCUGGGUCAACAACAAAACAGAGAAUCUUUCAAUUUAAUGUGGCGUCACAAGAGAGGUAUGGAAGCUGACACGAGGAAGUCGAACGUCAUUGAACAUGUAAGUAAGGGUGACCGGCUAGAGAAGUCGCCAGUGGCACGCGAUGCACCUUUCCAGUGGGAGCCUCAAUUUGAUUCUUCUCAGUAUUACACCAUGUUUGGAUCGAGAGCUUUGGUUUUUGCCAAUGUCAUAGAGUCUUUGAAGGAUUCUAGGGUUAAAUUGAUUGGGGUCCAUGGGCCUGGUGGUGCUGGGAAGACGACGAUGGUGAAAGAGGUUGCGAAAGAAGCUAAGAAUCUAGGAAUUUUUGAUAAGAUUGUGAUAGCAGUUGUGUCAAAAGAUCCAAACACCUCAAAAGUACAAAAGGAGCUUGCACCCCAAUUGGAUCUCAAGUUUGUAGAAAAAAGUGACUCGGGAAGAGCGGAUGAGUUACGAAAGACAUUGUUAAACGGGAAGAAGAUAUUGGUAAUAUUGGAUGACCUUUGGCAAGGACUAGAGUUGAAUACAAUUGGAAUUCCUAUUUCGGGCCCUAGCCACAACAAUUGCAAAAUUUUGCUAACUUCGCGUAGAGAAGAGGUCUUCAAAGUGAUGGGCGUUCGUCCAUAUUUUUCCAUUGGGUACUUGGAGGAGAACGAAGCAUGGGAGUUAUUUACAAAGGUGACAGGAGAUUUUCGAGUCAAUGAAUCGAUAGCAAGAAAGGUAAGCGAGAGAUGUGGAGGUCUGCCCAUUGCUAUAGUUGCAGUUGGAGCUGCAUUAAGGGAUGAGGAAGAGUUUGAGUGGCACAAUGCACUUCACAAAUUAAAGAAUUCCCCCCUAAAAUACAUUGAAGGAAUUGAUCCAAUGGGUUAUACCCCCUUGAAGUGGAGCUAUGAGUUUCUAAAAGAAGAGGAUGCAAGGUCGUGCUUCUUGCUCUGCUGUUUGUUCCCCGAAGAUGCUGAGAUUGAUAUUGAUGACUUGGUUAGAUAUAGCUUUGCCUUGGGGUUCCUUAGAAAGGUGGAUACGCUGAAAGAUGUAAGAAAUAUAGUACAAGCCAUGGUUAAUAAGCUGAAAAAGUCCUGCUUGUUGCUAAAUGGAGUACAUGAGAAUUUUGUUAAAAUGCAUGACGUUAUUCGUGACCUUGCAAUUUCUAUCACAGAGGAGAAGCAAACAGAACAGGGAGGUGGUCGUGAUUGGCCAGGGCAACAACAGUUCAUUGUAGAUCACGAUAUUCAAAAGUGGCCAGAGAACGACGCCUGGAAACAUCAAACUGCAAUCUCAUUGAGGAUCAAUGAUAACAUUCAUUUUCCUUGCGGUGUGCUCCAUUGUCCAUUAAUGCAUACCCUUGUGUUGAAGCCUGGAAAAUCUUCAGAUGAAAUUCCAUUCUUUCCUGGAAUAUCUUCACAUAAAAUUCCAAAUGAUUUCUUUCAAGGCAUGAAGGGGGCAAGAGUUUUAGAUUUGGAAGGCAUGCUGUUGGACCUCCCAUCACUGGUUUUGGAGUUGGAUCAUCUUCGGAUGUUAUGUCUAAAUAAUUGCAAAUUAUUGGGAGGCCCGGCUAUAAUUCAAAAGCUAAAGAAUCACAUUGAGAUACUUAGUUUUAAGGGAUAUGCGAUAGAGGAGUUGCCACAAGAGAUUGGAGAAUUGACUCGUUUGCGGUGCUUGGAUCUAAGAACAUGCUUAUGGCUAGAGGUGAUUCCAAAGGGUGUGAUAGUCAAUUUGAUCCAUCUAGAAGAGUUGUAUGUUACAAAAAACUUUAAUGAAUGGGAUACCAUUGUACAUGGUGGGAGAAUGAGUAAUGCAAGCAUUGCUGAGUUGAAAUUAUUGACUCAAUUAACAGUUUUACAUGUUGGUAUUUCAGAAAAAAGUUCCCGAAUUAUGGUGCAAGAAUGCCUUGACUUGUUUAAGAAAUUGAUUAAUUUUUCCAUAAUUAUAGGUGGUGGCAACAAUUUUAGUGACAAAACCCUGAAUGUGUUGGAAUUUAGUUGUAUUCACCAUAUAGAAGAUGGAUUUCGUCAUUUGAUGGACAAAGUUGGUGUGUUGAGGUUGUCCAAUAUUCAAGACUCGAGAUAUCUACCACAACUACACAAUACACCAAGUGGUGGGAGAUCUUUUAGUAAAUUAAUCAAUUUAGAUAUUAUUGGAUGUGAUAGCAUUAAAUAUCUCUUUUUGCCAUCCUGCGCCAGAGCCCUCCGACAACUCCAAAGACUAGAAGUACAGGAUUGUAGCAAAAUGGAACAUAUAAUUGGAGUUGGAGAUUAUUAUCAUGAAGAGGAAGUUGUAAUUGAUGAAGCAAUUGUUUUCAAUCAGUUGACAAAGAUACAUUUGAAAGGACUUCUACAAUUUAGAAGCUUCUGCGCCAAAAUGGAGAAGACAACAAUUAAGGGAAACCAUUCAAAUUGGAUUACAACAGCAAAAUCUGUUUUUAAUGAAAAGGAAUUGAUUAUUGAUGGGUUAUCAGUGGAAGAUAUUUGGAACAAGCAAACGAUCAAAUCUCCAAAAGAAUCAAAUCAAGUAUCUUUUUCUCAGCUGGAGGAGAUGAACAUAUUCUAUUGUGAUAAUCUGGUAAAUGUGUUCCCUUCAAAUAUGCUUCCACGAUUUCAAAAUUUGAAGAGAUUACAGGUUUUGGGCUGUUCUUCUUUGACAUCGUUAGUUGAAGACCUUAACUCUAACAUCCAAAGUCCUACAGUUAAAUUUAAAUUCAUUGAUGUGUUCCCAAAGUUGGAAUUUCUUCGGCUACUUAAUCUGUCCAAGUUGAUGAAAAUAUGGCUCAAUGAUGAGGAGUACUGCCCCUAUGAUAAUUCUGCCCAGUUAUACCUAAAAACUAUUUCAAUUAUAUGUUGUGAUAGUUUGAGAAAUGUAUUUUCAGCUUUUGUUGCUAGACAUCUUGCGUGCAUCGAAGAUUUAAAAGUAAAAAAAUGUCCUAGAAUGGAAGUGAUAGUGUCAAAGGCAAAGGGAGAAGGAGUGACUGAUGAUGAAACAUGUCCUGGAACGGAAGUGAUAGUGUCAGAGGCAAAGGGAGGAGGAGUGACCAAUGACGGUAUUAUUAAGUUUUGCCAAUUAAAAGGUUUGGAGCUUUAUGAUUUGCCGAAUCUCAAAAGUUUUUAUCAGUUCAAAUAUGAAGCAUCACAUUUAUUUAAUCACCAGAAUUGUCAGGGGUUCAAACAUGUUAUUGACCUCAAUGGCACAAUAAGCAUUGGUGAAGAGCAGCUUGCUGAUGGGAAAAUGUUAAAGCUUUAUAAGUUACCUAGUUGGUGCCUUAUGUGGAACAAGAAUUUUCAUGAAAUCAGGGACAUUCAAAGCUUAACACAUAUACAUAUCGUAAAGUGUCUCCAACUAAGAAGUUUGUUUACCUAUUCUGUGGCCACGACUCUUCAACACUUAGAAAAGCUAUCAGUGAUAUCUUGUGAAAUGAUGGAAGAGAUUAUUAUUAUUGAAGAGAAGAAUAUUAAUUUUGCAAGGGAAGAGAAGACAACUUGCCAUAUUGAAUUUCCACGAUUAAAAGAGUUGGCUUUCCGUAACCUACCAAACCUGAAAAACAUUUGCAAUGAUGAAAGCAGGUCAUUUAGUUUUCCAUCAUCGUGCAAAGUUAAAAUAUGGAAUUGUCCAAAGAUGAAGACCUUUGCUUCUGGACAAAUUUGCUUGCCACCGGGGAAGAUAAAAGCCACAGUAGAAGAUCAAGAGAUGGAAAUCAGGAUGAGGAUAGCAACCACAUGAAGGAACCCAUACGUUGGCCAGAGUAUGUGAAGUCAGUAGUGAAAUGAUUCUGAUGAUGAAAGAUUUUUAACUUGUAAAGAAGUAUGUGAAGUCACCAAUGUAUAUACAAGCACAUCUAAGAAAAUAUAUCUAAAGUUUGGCUUUUUUUAACAAA